AUGGCUACCCAGACAGAAACCGUUGCUCCGACUGAAAUCAAGCGAACCUUCGCCACACAAUUCGAAAGCAAAGAUCUUGUUACCUUCGAUAGCAAUAGGGUCUACGGGGACUGGCGAGAUGAGUUCCACCGGAACGGUUGCGUCGUCAUCAAGAAUGUUAUCAGCAAGGAACGAGCUCAAUAUUACUGUGACAAACAAAUCGAGUGGCUUAAGAAAUUCGAGCUAAGGUUCGAUGAGAAGGACCCAGCCACAUGGACCGCGGAUCACCUCCCCGUCAGCUUCAAAGGAGGCAUGUACUCCGCAUAUGGCGCACCUCAUGAAAAGAUGGCUUGGGAAGCCCGCUUAGAGCCAAAGGUUAUCGAAGUGUUUGAGAAGCUCUGGGAGACCAACGAGCUCAUCACCUCAUUUGACGGGAUGAACAUUUCUCUGCCAAACCGCAAAGACAUCACAUGGAGCCCUUGGCCUCACUGCGACCAGAAUCCCGAGAGAAAAGGCAUGCAAGCAGUCCAAGGACUUCUGAAUUUCGCCCCCAACGGCCCUGAAGACGGCGGUUUGAUGCUCAUGCGCGGUUCCGCGAAGCUCUUUGACGAGUUCUUCGCUCAUAAGCGCGAGUCCGCCGACCACGAGGAUGCGCCUCCACCCGAGAUCAAAUUCAUGGACUUGUUUCUCUUUAGCAAGAAGGAUGUCAAAUGGUUCGAGAGCAAAGGUUGUGAGCUGUUCAAGGUGAACAUGGAACCUGGAGACUUUGUCCUCUGGGACUCGCGCACCAUGCACUAUGCCCGCUUCCCCGAAGGAGACCAGAUCAGACACGUGCAGUACAUCUGCAUGACGCCCCGAAAGUUUGCGACCGACGAGGCUUUGGAGGCCAAGAAGUUCUGCUUUGAAAACUCUUUCGGAACGACGCAUUGGCCUCACUGCAACAUCCGCCCCUCACAAGAUCCUCCCAAGAGGAACGGAGAGGUGUGUCCUAAAUACCGAAAGGAGCCAUUCGAGAAGGCUGAGAUUACGGACAAACUGCUUCAGUUGGCUGGGGUGAAACCAUACUGA
Messenger RNA from Colletotrichum graminicola M1.001, 1047 nucleotides. RefSeq lists its product as uncharacterized. The transcript has 4 exons. NCBI's taxonomy places the organism in Eukaryota, Fungi, Ascomycota, Sordariomycetes, Glomerellales, Glomerellaceae. The record is from RefSeq and is a predicted model, not a curated record. Bases 1 to 1047 code for a protein of 348 amino acids.